Molecule: messenger RNA, 8254 nt
Organism: Dicrocoelium dendriticum
Lineage: Eukaryota; Metazoa; Platyhelminthes; Trematoda; Plagiorchiida; Dicrocoeliidae
Source: the annotation of a GenBank genome assembly
UGCGGUUAUCGUUUGUCACUUUCACGUGUUUCAUAGAACUUCUGACAUCAUCUUGACCAAAAAUGCCAAAGUUCCCAAGCUCUACCCCAACUCAACACAGGUUUACGCAAACACCGGUUGAUCAGUCCGAACUACGACAUGCGAAAACACAAUGUCCCGUGGCCUAUAUCAACUGUGACGUUAAUCCUGAUAUUCCCAGUUUUGGGCUAAUCAAUUCCGAUAAGGGUAAACACAAAAAGAAGAGGAACCGAACACCUCAAACGACUACUGCUUUGCUCCAAAACCCGGAAAUAACCAUUAGCGCAACACCGCAUAUAGACACCCAAAACGAGGAGAGACGAAAACCUCGCAACAAACAACACAACCCUCAAAAGGAUACUGGAACAAAUCAACAGGUUAUUUCAAGCCACCAACAGACAGGUGAUCACUCGGAAACAACAGACCAAAUUAAAUACACAUCACAUAAACUCACUUCAAAAGCCUGCUACCCAGAAAAGCCAAAGAAUAAUAAUGACGCAACACCGACAACAAAGAACACAGAAAAAAAACAAGGAGGCAUUACACAAAGUAAACAUAUAAAAAAGCAUUUUCUUCCACUCGAAUCCAAAACAAUCACAAAAAAUAACUUCGGCAAACCAAACUCCGAUACGGAUUCUAGUGAUGAUGCUGCUGCUCCGGUGAUGGGGAAGUCGAAUGUGACGCCAGUUCAACGUGGCGGUGUAGUGUCGAAGGGAGCGGUUGGUGGGAGUGCGUCGAAAUCUGGAUCGGCGGCGUUGGUUGGUGUUGGAGGUGUUUCGAAGUCCGGUGCGAAGCGUGCUGCGGAGUCGAGCUCCGAUUCGGACUCUAGUGAUGAUGCUGCUGCUCCGGUGAUGGGGAAGUCGAGUGUGACGCCAGUUCAACGUGGCGGUGUAGUGUCGAAGGGAGCGGUUGGUGGGAGUGCGUCGAAAUCUGGAUCGGCGGCGUUGGUUGGUGUUGGAGGUGUUUCGAAGUCCGGUGCGAAGCGUGCUGCGGAGUCGAGCUCCGAUUCGGACUCUAGUGAUGAUGCUGCUGCUCCGGUGAUGGGGAAGUCGAAUGUGACGCCAGUUCAACGUGGCGGUGUAGUGUCGAAGGGAGCGGUUGGUGGGAGUGCGUCGAAAUCUGGAUCGGCGGCGUUGGUUGGUGUUGGAGGUGUUUCGAAGUCCGGUGCGAAGCGUGCUGCGGAGUCGAGCUCCGAUUCGGACUCUAGUGAUGAUGCUGCUGCUCCGGUGAUGGGGAAGUCGAAUGUGACGCCAGUUCAACGUGGCGGUGUAGUGUCGAAGGGAGCGGUUGGUGGGAGUGCGUCGAAAUCUGGAUCGGCGGCGUUGGUUGGUGUUGGAGGUGUUUCGAAGUCCGGUGCGAAGCGUGCUGCGGAGUCGAGCUCCGAUUCGGACUCUAGUGAUGAUGCUGCUGCUCCGGUGAUGGGGAAGUCGAAUGUGACGCCAGUUCAACGUGGCGGUGUAGUGUCGAAGGGAGCGGUUGGUGGGAGUGCGUCGAAAUCUGGAUCGGCGGCGUUGGUUGGUGUUGGAGGUGUUUCGAAGUCCGGUGCGAAGCGUGCUGCGGAGUCGAGCUCCGAUUCGGACUCUAGUGAUGAUGCUGCUGCUCCGAUGAUGGGGAAGUCGAAUGUGACGCCAGUUCAACGUGGCGGUGUAGUGUCGAAGGGAGCGGUUGGUGGGAGUGCGUCGAAAUCUGGAUCGGCGGCGUUGGUUGGUGUUGGAGGUGUUUCGAAGUCCGGUGCGAAGCGUGCUGCGGAGUCGAGCUCCGAUUCGGACUCUAGUGAUGAUGCUGCUGCUCCGGUGAUGGGGAAGUCGAAUGUGACGCCAGUUCAACGUGGCGGUGUAGUGUCGAAGGGAGCGGUUGGUGGGAGUGCGUCGAAAUCUGGAUCGGCGGCGUUGGUUGGUGUUGGAGGUGUUUCGAAGUCCGGUGCGAAGCGUGCUGCGGAGUCGAGCUCCGAUUCGGACUCUAGUGAUGAUGCUGCUGCUCCGGUGAUGGGGAAGUCGAAUGUGACGCCAGUUCAACGUGGCGGUGUAGUGUCGAGGGGAGCGGUUGGUGGGAGUGCGUCGAAAUCUGGAUCGGCGGCGUUGGUUGGUGUUGGAGGUGUUUCGAAGUCCGGUGCGAAGCGUGCUGCGGAGUCGAGCUCCGAUUCGGACUCUAGUGAUGAUGCUGCUGCUCCGGUGAUGGGGAAGUCGAAUGUGACGCCAGUUCAACGUGGCGGUGUAGUGUCGAGGGGAGCGGUUGGUGGGAGUGCGUCGAAAUCUGGAUCGGCGGCGUUGGUUGGUGUUGGAGGUGUUUCGAAGUCCGGUGCGAAGCGUGCUGCGGAGUCGAGCUCCGAUUCGGACUCUAGUGAUGAUGCUGCUGCUCCGGUGAUGGGGAAGUCGAAUGUGACGCCAGUUCAACGUGGCGGUGUAGUGUCAAAGGGAGCGGUUGGUGGGAGUGCGUCGAAAUCUGGAUCGGCGGCGUUGGUUGGUGUUGGAGGUGUUUCGAAGUCCGGUGCGAAGCGUGCUGCGGAGUCGAGCUCCGAUUCGGACUCUAGUGAUGAUGCUGCUGCUCCGGUGAUGGGGAAGUCGAAUGUGACGCCAGUUCAACGUGGCGGUGUAGUGUCGAAGGGAGCGGUUGGUGGGAGUGCGUCGAAAUCUGGAUCGGCGGCGUUGGUUGGUGUUGGAGGUGUUUCGAAGUCCGGUGCGAAGCGUGCUGCGGAAUCGAGCUCCGAUUCGGACUCUAGUGAUGAUGCUGCUGCUCCGGUGAUGGGGAAGUCGAAUGUGACGCCAGUUCAACGUGGCGGUGUAGUGUCGAAGGGAGCGGUUGGUGGGAGUGCGUCGAAAUCUGGAUCGGCGGCGUUGGUUGGUGUUGGAGGUGUUUCGAAGUCCGGUGCGAAGCGUGCUGCGGAGUCGAGCUCCGAUUCGGACUCUAGUGAUGAUGCUGCUGCUCCGGUGAUGGGGAAGUCGAAUGUGACGCCAGUUCAACGUGGCGGUGUAGUGUCGAAGGGAGCGGUUGGUGGGAGUGCGUCGAAAUCUGGAUCGGCGGCGUUGGUUGGUGUUGGAGGUGUUUCGAAGUCCGGUGCGAAGCGUGCUGCGGAGUCGAGCUCCGAUUCGGACUCUAGUGAUGAUGCUGCUGCUCCGGUGAUGGGGAAGUCGAAUGUGACGCCAGUUCAACGUGGCGGUGUAGUGUCGAAGGGAGCGGUUGGUGGGAGUGCGUCGAAAUCUGGAUCGGCGGCGUUGGUUGGUGUUGGAGGUGUUUCGAAGUCCGGUGCGAAGCGUGCUGCGGAAUCGAGCUCCGAUUCGGACUCUAGUGAUGAUGCUGCUGCUCCGGUGAUGGGGAAGUCGAAUGUGACGCCAGUUCAACGUGGCGGUGUAGUGUCGAAGGGAGCGGUUGGUGGGAGUGCGUCGAAAUCUGGAUCGGCGGCGUUGGUUGGUGUUGGAGGUGUUUCGAAGUCCGGUGCGAAGCGUGCUGCGGAGUCGAGCUCCGAUUCGGACUCUAGUGAUGAUGCUGCUGCUCCGGUGAUGGGGAAGUCGAAUGUGACGCCAGUUCAACGUGGCGGUGUAGUGUCGAAGGGAGCGGUUGGUGGGAGUGCGUCGAAAUCUGGAUCGGCGGCGUUGGUUGGUGUUGGAGGUGUUUCGAAGUCCGGUGCGAAGCGUGCUGCGGAGUCGAGCUCCGAUUCGGACUCUAGUGAUGAUGCUGCUGCUCCGGUGAUGGGGAAGUCGAAUGUGACGCCAGUUCAACGUGGCGGUGUAGUGUCGAAGGGAGCGGUUGGUGGGAGUGCGUCGAAAUCUGGAUCGGCGGCGUUGGUUGGUGUUGGAGGUGUUUCGAAGUCCGGUGCGAAGCGUGCUGCGGAGUCGAGCUCCGAUUCGGACUCUAGUGAUGAUGCUGCUGCUCCGGUGAUGGGGAAGUCGAAUGUGACGCCAGUUCAACGUGGCGGUGUAGUGUCGAAGGGAGCGGUUGGUGGGAGUGCGUCGAAAUCUGGAUCGGCGGCGUUGGUUGGUGUUGGAGGUGUUUCGAAGUCCGGUGCGAAGCGUGCUGCGGAGUCGAGCUCCGAUUCGGACUCUAGUGAUGAUGCUGCUGCUCCGGUGAUGGGGAAGUCGAAUGUGACGCCAGUUCAACGUGGCGGUGUAGUGUCGAAGGGAGCGGUUGGUGGGAGUGCGUCGAAAUCUGGAUCGGCGGCGUUGGUUGGUGUUGGAGGUGUUUCGAAGUCCGGUGCGAAGCGUGCUGCGGAGUCGAGCUCCGAUUCGGACUCUAGUGAUGAUGCUGCUGCUCCGGUGAUGGGGAAGUCGAAUGUGACGCCAGUUCAACGUGGCGGUGUAGUGUCGAAGGGAGCGGUUGGUGGGAGUGCGUCGAAAUCUGGAUCGGCUGCGUUGGUUGGUGUUGGAGGUGUUUCGAAGUCCGGUGCGAAGCGUGCUGCGGAGUCGAGCUCCGAUUCGGACUCUAGUGAUGAUGCUGCUGCUCCGGUGAUGGGGAAGUCGAAUGUGACGCCAGUUCAACGUGGCGGUGUAGUGUCGAAGGGAGCGGUUGGUGGGAGUGCGUCGAAAUCUGGAUCGGCGGCGUUGGUUGGUGUUGGAGGUGUUUCGAAGUCCGGUGCGAAGCGUGCUGCGGAGUCGAGCUCCGAUUCGGACUCUAGUGAUGAUGCUGCUGCUCCGGUGAUGGGGAAGUCGAAUGUGACGCCAGUUCAACGUGGCGGUGUAGUGUCGAAGGGAGCGGUUGGUGGGAGUGCGUCGAAAUCUGGAUCGGCGGCGUUGGUUGGUGUUGGAGGUGUUUCGAAGUCCGGUGCGAAGCGUGCUGCGGAGUCGAGCUCCGAUUCGGACUCUAGUGAUGAUGCUGCUGCUCCGGUGAUGGGGAAGUCGAAUGUGACGCCAGUUCAACGUGGCGGUGUAGUGUCGAGGGGAGCGGUUGGUGGGAGUGCGUCGAAAUCUGGAUCGGCGGCGUUGGUUGGUGUUGGAGGUGUUUCGAAGUCCGGUGCGAAGCGUGCUGCGGAAUCGAGCUCCGAUUCGGACUCUAGUGAUGAUGCUGCUGCUCCGGUGAUGGGGAAGUCGAAUGUGACGCCAGUUCAACGUGGCGGUGUAGUGUCGAAGGGAGCGGUUGGUGGGAGUGCGUCGAAAUCUGGAUCGGCGGCGUUGGUUGGUGUUGGAGGUGUUUCGAAGUCCGGUGCGAAGCGUGCUGCGGAGUCGAGCUCCGAUUCGGACUCUAGUGAUGAUGCUGCUGCUCCGGUGAUGGGGAAGUCGAAUGUGACGCCAGUUCAACGUGGCGGUGUAGUGUCGAAGGGAGCGGUUGGUGGGAGUGCGUCGAAAUCUGGAUCGGCGGCGUUGGUUGGUGUUGGAGGUGUUUCGAAGUCCGGUGCGAAGCGUGCUGCGGAGUCGAGCUCCGAUUCGGACUCUAGUGAUGAUGCUGCUGCUCCGGUGAUGGGGAAGUCGAAUGUGACGCCAGUUCAACGUGGCGGUGUAGUGUCGAAGGGAGCGGUUGGUGGGAGUGCGUCGAAAUCUGGAUCGGCGGCGUUGGUUGGUGUUGGAGGUGUUUCGAAGUCCGGUGCGAAGCGUGCUGCGGAGUCGAGCUCCGAUUCGGACUCUAGUGAUGAUGCUGCUGCUCCGGUGAUGGGGAAGUCGAAUGUGACGCCAGUUCAACGUGGCGGUGUAGUGUCGAAGGGAGCGGUUGGUGGGAGUGCGUCGAAAUCUGGAUCGGCGGCGUUGGUUGGUGUUGGAGGUGUUUCGAAGUCCGGUGCGAAGCGUGCUGCGGAGUCGAGCUCCGAUUCGGACUCUAGUGAUGAUGCUGCUGCUCCGGUGAUGGGGAAGUCGAAUGUGACGCCAGUUCAACGUGGCGGUGUAGUGUCGAAGGGAGCGGUUGGUGGGAGUGCGUCGAAAUCUGGAUCGGCGGCGUUGGUUGGUGUUGGAGGUGUUUCGAAGUCCGGUGCGAAGCGUGCUGCGGAGUCGAGCUCCGAUUCGGACUCUAGUGAUGAUGCUGCUGCUCCGGUGAUGGGGAAGUCGAAUGUGACGCCAGUUCAACGUGGCGGUGUAGUGUCGAAGGGAGCGGUUGGUGGGAGUGCGUCGAAAUCUGGAUCGGCGGCGUUGGUUGGUGUUGGAGGUGUUUCGAAGUCCGGUGCGAAGCGUGCUGCGGAAUCGAGCUCCGAUUCGGACUCUAGUGAUGAUGCUGCUGCUCCGGUGAUGGGGAAGUCGAAUGUGACUCCAGUUCAACGUGGCGGUGUAGUGUCGAAGGGAGCGGUUGGUGGUAGUGCGUCGAAAUCUGGAUCGGCGGCGUUGGUUGGUGUUGGAGGUGUUUCGAAGUCCGGUGCGAAGCGUGCUGCGGAGUCGAGCUCCGAUUCGGACUCUAGUGAUGAUGCUGCUGCUCCGGUGAUGGGGAAGUCGAAUGUGACGCCAGUUCAACGUGGCGGUGUAGUGUCGAAGGGAGCGGUUGGUGGGAGUGCGUCGAAAUCUGGAUCGGCGGCGUUGGUUGGUGUUGGAGGUGUUUCGAAGUCCGGUGCGAAGCGUGCUGCGGAGUCGAGCUCCGAUUCGGACUCUAGUGAUGAUGCUGCUGCUCCGGUGAUGGGGAAGUCGAAUGUGACGCCAGUUCAACGUGGCGGUGUAGUGUCGAAGGGAGCGGUUGGUGGGAGUGCGUCGAAAUCUGGAUCGGCGGCGUUGGUUGGUGUUGGAGGUGUUUCGAAGUCCGGUGCGAAGCGUGCUGCGGAAUCGAGCUCCGAUUCGGACUCUAGUGAUGAUGCUGCUGCUCCGGUGAUGGGGAAGUCGAAUGUGACGCCAGUUCAACGUGGCGGUGUAGUGUCGAAGGGAGCGGUUGGUGGGAGUGCGUCGAAAUCUGGAUCGGCGGCGUUGGUUGGUGUUGGAGGUGUUUCGAAGUCCGGUGCGAAGCGUGCUGCGGAGUCGAGCUCCGAUUCGGACUCUAGUGAUGAUGCUGCUGCUCCGGUGAUGGGGAAGUCGAAUGUGACGCCAGUUCAACGUGGCGGUGUAGUGUCGAAGGGAGCGGUUGGUGGGAGUGCGUCGAAAUCUGGAUCGGCGGCGUUGGUUGGUGUUGGAGGUGUUUCGAAGUCCGGUGCGAAGCGUGCUGCGGAGUCGAGCUCCGAUUCGGACUCUAGUGAUGAUGCUGCUGCUCCGGUGAUGGGGAAGUCGAAUGUGACGCCAGUUCAACGUGGCGGUGUAGUGUCGAAGGGAGCGGUUGGUGGGAGUGCGUCGAAAUCUGGAUCGGCGGCGUUGGUUGGUGUUGGAGGUGUUUCGAAGUCCGGUGCGAAGCGUGCUGCGGAGUCGAGCUCCGAUUCGGACUCUAGUGAUGAUGCUGCUGCUCCGGUGAUGGGGAAGUCGAAUGUGACGCCAGUUCAACGUGGCGGUGUAGUGUCAAAGGGAGCGGUUGGUGGGAGUGCGUCGAAAUCUGGAUCGGCGGCGUUGGUUGGUGUUGGAGGUGUUUCGAAGUCCGGUGCGAAGCGUGCUGCGGAGUCGAGCUCCGAUUCGGACUCUAGUGAUGAUGCUGCUGCUCCGGUGAUGGGGAAGUCGAAUGUGACGCCAGUUCAACGUGGCGGUGUAGUGUCGAAGGGAGCGGUUGGUGGGAGUGCGUCGAAAUCUGGAUCGGCGGCGUUGGUUGGUGUUGGAGGUGUUUCGAAGUCCGGUGCGAAGCGUGCUGCGGAAUCGAGCCCUGGUUCGAACCCUGGAUCGGAUACUUUGUCGUCUGCUGCCAUUUUUCACUCUUCUUCUUUCUUUCCUAUAUCCGGCGGUAAACGUGUGGCUUCUCCUCUAUCUGAUGUUCCUUCGAAACGCUGCGCUUUUUCCUCCCGCAAGCACGCUUCGUCGCGUUCUUCUGCUCCCUGUGCAUUAAAUUCAUCUGGUGCCAGUGCGCCUCACUCUUCAUCUAUUUGCAAUGAUCAUUCGGUUCAAAACGGUUCUCAAGACCCUAUUCCUAACAUAGAUUCUUGUGGUCGUCUUUCCGCUCCUUUCCGUCGUGUGGAUGGGGACACCAGCGCGUUACACCCUCGGUUGUCCGACAACUCUUUCCGAGCGAAACCAAACUCACGAGGUGCAUGGGGUGAACGAGCCGAACGUGAUUUCGCCUUCACGGCCGGAAAAUCGUUCAGACACGAGAAGACCAAGAAAAAGCGUGGCACUUAUCAAGGUGGAGCCAUAUCCACUGCCGUGUCCUCUUUCAAAUUUGACGAUUGAACCGUUGUAUCAGAGCAUUUGUAAAUAAUACAGCACCCUAUUUUUACCUUUGUAAUCCGUGUUACCAUCAUUCCGAAUGGGUCCAAAAUCAACAUGAC